Alternaria incomplexa is the source of this 1017-nucleotide messenger RNA. It is a transcript of the gene ESF2, whose product is annotated as RNA-binding ATPase activator esf2. Gene Ontology annotation, molecular function: RNA binding. The transcript has a single exon. The record is from RefSeq and is a predicted model, not a curated record. Gene Ontology annotation, biological process: endonucleolytic cleavage to generate mature 5'-end of SSU-rRNA from (SSU-rRNA, 5.8S rRNA, LSU-rRNA); endonucleolytic cleavage in 5'-ETS of tricistronic rRNA transcript (SSU-rRNA, 5.8S rRNA, LSU-rRNA); endonucleolytic cleavage in ITS1 to separate SSU-rRNA from 5.8S rRNA and LSU-rRNA from tricistronic rRNA transcript (SSU-rRNA, 5.8S rRNA, LSU-rRNA). Lineage: Eukaryota; Fungi; Ascomycota; Dothideomycetes; Pleosporales; Pleosporaceae. The coding region runs from base 1 to 1017 and encodes 338 amino acids. Gene Ontology annotation, cellular component: nucleolus.
AUGGCGACGCGCAAACGAAACGAAUACCUCGACGUUGAGGAAAGCGAAGACGAGGAGAGAGGCUAUGACUCCGAGGAGGAAAGCAGAGCGCGCAUGCUACCUACGUCAAAACGGCAAAAAAUAGAUCACGUCUCCGACUCCGAGGGCGAUGCGGAGGAACUGGAAGAUGAUGAAGAACAAGACUUCAACGAAGACGGUGCCGAAGAUGGAGAAGAAGAUGAUGAGCAACACGCACCGAAGCGCUUCGCCUCCAAGAGCGCCGAACUAGCACAUCUCGAGAAACUCGCUGCGUCCCUUCCCUCAGAGAUGAGGUUACAGACCACAAAACUCGGAAAGGCUCUGCCACCAUCAUCACUCAAGAAAGACAAGUCCGGCGUCAUAUACCUCUCGCGCGUGCCACCCUUCAUGAAGCCAGCCGUAAUGCGCUCCCUUCUAACACCCUACGGCGCCGUAGGCCGCAUAUUCCUCACCCCAGAAGACAGUACAUCGCGCACCCAGCGCCUGCGCAACGGAGGCACGCGUCGCAAGCUCUUCCUCGACGGCUGGGUCGAAUUCCUACACAAGCGCGACGCCAAGUUCGUGGCCGAGAACCUGAAUGCGCAAACAAUGGGCGGCAAGAAAAGGGGCAGGUGGCAUGACGAAGUGUGGAAUAUUCGGUACUUGAGCGGCGUCAAGUGGCACAACUUGGUCGAGCAGAUCCAGAAUGAGAACGCGGAGCGCGCGGCAAGACUCAGGUUUGAGAUUUCGCAGGGCAAGAAGGAGAACAAGGCGUUCUUGGAGAACGUGGAGAGAGGCAAGAUGGCUAGUGGUAUUGAGGCUACAAGGCGGAAGAGAGGAGAGGAUGUCGAUGGUGAUAAUGCGGCGACUGAGGCAGCAGCAGCGGUACAGGAAGUAGAUGGGAAGCCAAAGAGGCGGAAGGGAAGGCUUGAGUUCUCGCAGCAUACGGCUACGAGCAAGGCGAUGAAGAAGCCCGAGCCGGGUCAGGACGUGAAUAGGGUGUUGAGUAGUAUGAUGUAG